This is a messenger RNA of Symbiodinium natans, 6273 nucleotides long. The record is from the annotation of a GenBank genome assembly. NCBI's taxonomy places the organism in Eukaryota, Dinophyceae, Suessiales, Symbiodiniaceae.
AUGGGCUAUUUUGAGAAGAACAUCUCAGUACUGAAUGACGUUCUGCUGAAGGCUGCCGAGGACCAGGAGGCCGAAAUCGAUGCCGAGAUUUCGCGCCUGGAUGCACUGAAGGAAGACGACCUGGAGGAGUUGCGGCGCAAGCGACUCGAGCAGAUGAAGUCCUCCCAUGCAGACAAGAUGAAGAAGCUUGCCGUCGGACAUGGUGAGUAUACCAUGAUCGAGGAGAAGGAGUUCUUCGAUGUUGCGAAGAAGUCUGAACGGAUGGUCGUCCACUUCUGGAGAGAAAGUACGUGGAGAUGUGAGAUCAUGGACAAGCACUUGAGGCAGCUUUGUCAGAAGCACUGGAACACUCGCUUUGUCAAGAUCAACGCUGAAAAGGCGCCGUAUUUGUCCGAGCGAUUACAUAUCUGGUGCCUGCCGUCUCUCGUCCUUUGCGUGGACGGGAAGACAGAGCACACAGUGGUUGGCUUCAGCGAGUUUAAAUCUGGAGACGAGGUCACAACAGAUGAGCUCGAGGCAGUUCACAGGGCGCAGUCCCAGCUGACCGAGGUGUUGGACACCCUGCAGGAGGAGGACAGGAAGGUCAUGGUCUUCUCAUUGCAGUUCUUGCGCGAGCGCGAGGAAAAGGCAGCCGCGGAAGUUGCCCAGAGAGCUGACGUGCAGCGAGCAGGACCACCAGCACCUCCGCCGCCUCCUGGUCAUGGGCCAAGCGUUCAAGAGCUGGCGCGACGCGUGGAUGCCAUCCGGGCAGAGAAGGAUGAACUGGGGUUCGAGCUGCGCGCCCUGCAAGAUAUCUGCCAGCGUGAGCGGGACAUCACCAAGGAUCUGCGAAAGCUUCACCAAAUGGACCUUGAAGAGAUCAGCCUGCAGAUGCAGGUGACCAUGUCCGACACUGAGCGCUUCCGGAAGAUCGCCCAGGACCGCGAAGGCCGCAUUAAGGAGCUCCAACUGCGCCUGGUGAAACGCAAGGAGCAGAGAUUUGCGCAGCCUUCGCGUAUGGUGGGCGCCCGCUCCGAAGUUGUCAGCGAUGGUGGCUUCUCAGAGCUCUCGGAGAUCUCCGAUGGCAAGAACGUUUUGGACCUGUACAUCACUCUUGGGCAGAUCGAGGACCGGGCGCUGCAGGAACUGCCUCGUCAGGGCGAGGGAAUCUGGCAGAUCCCGCCGGAGAACAGCCUAUGCACCCUGGUCAUCGCCGAGUUUAUGCACUGCGACGUGGGAACUUCGGAGACAGCUGUGGGUCUCCGGCCGCGCUACGAUUCGCUGCUGUCCUUUGGACCUUUCGAGGUGGGCGCCGCCGAGGUGGAGCACUUCGCUCGGGCCGCCGUGCGGCUGGAGCUGCAGGCCUUCUCCACAAGUGGAUCCGCGGCCUAUGUGUUGGGACGGGCUGGUCUCCCUUUGGCUGCCCUCCUGGACUGCACUCCACAGGAUCCCAACCCAGUGAUUGCUGGAACUCUGUCCUUCGCCUGUGAGGCCGAUACGCAUGUGCAAAUUGCGACCGUCCGCUACAAGGCAAGAUGGCGCAGAAGCAUCAUUCAGGAACUGGAGACCUACACCAUCACGCGCGGCAUGUCUCCAGUUGCUGCCGUGGCCGCGUCGGCUGAGAAUGUAGGGGCAGGCAUAGCGGCUGCACCUGGGCUGAUGGACGCAGCGAAGGGGCUCAUCGUGCACAUCUACCACGUGACCUCACUGGUCCCUUCGCAACCCGGCGUGUCUCCAGACAGCCUGCAGCCUUACGUGACCUACGAGGUGCCUGGACACAAGACCCACUUCACGCAGAGCGGUAGUGGGCCAAACGUUACAUUCGAGGACGCCAGGCGCAUGGUCGUGCGAGUGGAUAGCGACUUCUGCAGGUGGGUGGAGAGUGGCGGAGGGCUCCACUUCCUGGUCUUUGACGCUUCGGUGCCCCCAGCGGGUGGUUCGGAGGAGCAGCUCGGCCUGAUCGGCGAAGCCAAAGUCCCGCUGAACCAGCUCCUCGCGUCGCAGUACAACCGUGUUCAGGGAAACUUCCCGCUGCAUCGGUCUGGUGCUGCCGCAGAGCUUCCACCUGUUGGAUACAUUGAGCUGUCAAUUGCAUGGCAGGACGAUCCGACUUCUGUCCUGGCACCUGGUGCGAUUGGCUUGUCUCCGUUUGAAGUGGAUCGUGGAGCCAUCACAGAGGAGCAGUUCCAGGUCCUCUGGCAACGUGUCAUACGCCGGCUCCAUGUGCUGAAGCUUGCGCCGGUGGACUGGUUUUACAAGCAUGACCUGGACAAGGAUGGCUUCUGGUCAAAGGUCGAAUUCACGGCUGCACUUUCGAGCAUGCCUUUGGGCCUGUCGUCUUUGGAAUCGGAUUACGUCUUCCGCUGGACGGACAGGCGAAGGCGGGGCGAAGGCAUGUGGGAUUGUGACCACCCCAUAUUCCCAGGUCCCGGCAACAUGGGCAAGCGCGCUGCGACUCCAGCAGGUCCGGCAUGGAAGCGCCAGCGUGGCGACACAGUUCGGAGCAAGAUCAACACCAUCAUUGCUGCCCUGCGCGACUCGAACCUGGAGUCUGAGGCCACCGCGGUCGCGCGCGCGAUGCUGGCGGAGGGCGCCUCUGCGGCGCUGUCGAGCAUGGUGGAAGACCGGCAUCCCAUGCAGAUAGCGAUGGGCGACUUCAUCAAAGAGACACUGGAGGACAUUGCAGCCAGGCUGCUUGGACAGGCCGAUGAGGUCAAAAAGUCGGCGAGCACCGCCGAGUCGGAGCUCGAAGUUCAGAAGGCGCAGCUCCAGGCCGCCACGGAUGAUGCUGCCGAGGCGAAAGACGCGGUGGCCAAAAAGGCCGAAGACGUGGCCACAGCCAAGGGAGCUCUUGCGCUCUGCGAGCAGGCAGAUGCAGCCAUAGCCAGCGAGGAGUCCGGCUUCAACAGGCGGAGCAACCAGCUGACGAAAGAGCAGUCCAAGUUCACGGACCUCAGGGACAACUUGCUUCAGGUGCUGAUUGAUGAUGGCAUCAAUGCCAACGGAAGCGCCAAAGAGGCCAAGAAGACGUGCGACAAGCUCCUGAAGCAGGUCACCAACUUGGGGGGUGAGCCCGCCUUGUUGGCGGCAGCUCCCCAGGUCCUCCUGAAGAAGACGGAGGAACGAGGAGGCUUCGACAGCUGUGUGCUGGACUCCCUAAAGGGCAUCUUCGCAGAGCGGCUGGACAGCAUUCAGAAGAGCUUGGACGAGAUCGCUGCCCAGGUGGAAGCCAAGCUGCCAGAGAAGACUGCCAAGGCCGAAGAAACAGCAAAGGCCAAGGCAGCCUUCGAUGAAGCCAAGUCGCAGCUCGACGUGGCCGAUGAGACAGCGUGCGUCAAGGAGGUGGCCUUGGUGCAAGCCAAGACGCAGCUGGAGGCCACGGAGCAGACGUUGGAGGCCAAAGCCAAAGUGAUUGAGGCUGCCAUGGGUGAGGUGAACGCGUUCUCGGAGGUGCUGGCAAUCUUCAAGGAGGUUGCCGAGCGAUCGCAUCCUGCUCCUGCGGAGUCAAAGGGCGCCGACGGCGCAGAAGACGCCAAGCCGCCAGUGGAGGCCCCUCCGCAGCCGCAGCCGCAGAACGCGCUGGAGCUGUCACGCCUCCCAGCAGAUGCAAUCGAACAGCGUAAUUCGACAAUGAGUGCGGUUGCCCGCAAGUCAAAACAUGCUGAUGCCGAAUCGCGCGAGAUGAGCAGCCAUGGGCUGAACCUCGCGCUGGGCAGGCGCCAGCUCGUUGCACUGGAUGACCUUGCCAUUGCAUUCGAGCAGGGCAAGAAGGCAGCACCCUUGGAGCAGUGGGCUCGCGACAUCUACCGUGCAAUAGCGCUCGCCCUGAGGCGGCAAGGUUGGUCUGCUCGGGAGGCCUUCGACAUGGUCUCCCGAGAUCGUAGGGCACAGAAGAGCGAGUUCUUCACUCUCGUGAACAGCCUUGAGCUGGGCCUGCGCGGGGAGCAGCUGGAGUGGCUGUGGAAGUUGUCAGAUACAAAUGCCGACGGCCUGCUAGACUACAUCGAGUUUGCUCAACGCAUCGCCGAGGUGACCGGAGUCAGUACCACAGCCUUCCCAGUGCCCAGACCUGAUGAGGACGUGUUGGAGCCUCCGAGUGCCACAAUCUCCGCCUUUGACGCUGCAGCGGGCAUGUCCGAGGCGUGGCACGACAUUUGCCUCGCUCGGCUACUCUGUGCCUUCCAGGAGUUCGGCUGGAGCCUUGACAAGGCCAUGGAGCAACUGCCCGUCCGGGAGGACGGGCUUGUGGCGAGGGCAGAGCUGCUUGUGUUCACAGCACGAUGCCGAGCUGGUCUCUCAGAUUGGGAGCUGGACAAGGUCUUCGCUCGACUCGAUGGAGAGAUGCGCGGCGCGGUUCCGAAGCGGGCCGUCAGGACCGCGCUCAUGCGCUGCGAUGUCAUGGAAGCACCUGCGCAGGCAUCUUUGCGACGGGCCGCCGAGUCCCGAAGCCGCAUGCACCAGGAACUGCUACGCUACAAGCCUGCGACGACUGCCGCAGCUUUGCGGAACGUCCUUUCGGAGGUGGCCGCGUCUCGAGAGCCCCUCGUUGUCAGGCGUGAGGAGCUGUCGGCGGCUGCAGCUCGCUUGGGUGUGGAGCAGGUCUGGAUGGACGAGCUGUGGUUUGCUUCCCCCAAGCUUCGUGACGACACGCUGGACAUCGAUGUCUUCUGCAAACAUGUGGAGGCAGCACCGAUGCCUGGGGAGGGCUCUGUUGACGAAUUGUCGGACGAGCAUGCUGCCAUCUUGCUCGGCCGCCUCGGGCGGGCGCUGCAAGGCGCAGGAGGCGUCGAGAAGGCUUUCCACAGCUUUCAAACGGGCGUCGAUGGAUGUCUUUCCCGCACGGAGAUGGAGGCGGUCAUCGCUGAUGUCACAAAGGACCUCUUCUCUGCUCACGAGCGCAUGCUUGUGGUCAGAAGGAUGGAUGCCAACAGCGACGGCCGCAUCAGCCUCAAGGAGCUGGAAACGGCCGUGGCCAGCGCGACGGUCUCUACUAUUGCCAUGGGCAGCUGGGCAGAAGACGUCUGUGCUCGAGUGGCGCAGGGCCUGAAGCGAGAAGGGCGAACAGUCGACGAACUCUUCGAGGCUUUGGCAGGCAAGGCUGCUGGGCGUCCUGAGGUCCACUGGCAGGAUUUCCGGGCGCUCUUCUCCCGGCUGGAGCCUACUUUAACAGACGGGCAGCUGAAGCGUCUGUGGCAGCUCUUCGACAAGAAUGGAGAUGGCGGAGUCUCACGCGCAGAGUUCCACAAAGCCUUGGAGCCCCACGGAACAGUGGCGAAGGCGCCAGAGGCGGAAGCCGUGGCUCCUUUGCCGGUGCUUCUGAGCCGUAUUGCGCGCGCCACCGGCCAGGGGAAGCUGCCACUGGCAAACGCUCUUUCGGUAUACUGCGGCAUGGUGGGACUGGACCUGCGGUCUUGGCUGGAUGCCUGCCGCGGUUUGAGCAUACCGCUCUCCCAAGCGGAGGCCACGGCGGUGCACUCCGCCAUGGCCCGCGGCCCCGGCGGCGGAUCCCUGGCCCCGCAGGCGUUGGCGGGCGAGGUGAACCGUGCCAGCGCCAGGGGCGUGCCGGAGGAGCGGUGGGCGCGGGACUUCGUUGCCGGCCGCGCGCAGCUGGCGCAUGACGCCCGCGAAUGCACUGUGGCCGAGGCUGUGCAAGCUGCUGCGGGAGAUGCUGAAGCUGUGCACGAGGAUCUGAUUCGGACGGCGCUGGGGCGACACAUGGCUGUUCCGGACACCACUUGGGCACAGCUCCGCUUGCUAAUGGAACGGCGCUUUGAUGACGGUCUGGUUCUUUGGCGGCCCUUCCUGCAGUGGACCUGUGGACUUGGAGGAGGAGCACCCUUGGCAGGAACUGUCGCAGAUGCAGUUUGUUCGCGUGUUGCAGCCACUCUCCGAAGACAAAAGAAGUCGGUAGAGGACCUAUUCAAUGCCUUGGCCGGGGUCAAGGCCGUGGUGUACUGGGCGGACUUCAGCGCCUUCUUCUCACAGAUGGAGCAGUCUUUGUCGGAGCAGCAGUUGCAAGAACUUUGGUUCACUUUCGACAAGAAUGGGGACGGCAGUGUGUCGAAGGAGGAGUUCACUCGGAGAAUCGCUGACGUGGACUCUGCAUCCAAGGCCAUGACAACAGCUGUGUGUGCGCGUGUGAACAGCGCGCUCCGUCGUGAGGGUCAGAGCGUGGAUCAACUCUUCCAAGCCCUGGCUGGUGUGAAGGAAGUGGUGCACUGGCCAGACUUCCGCGCACUCUUCUCGCAGCUUGAGCUCCAUCCUUAUGCUCUCCAACAUGUCAAAAUGAGAUAA